Messenger RNA from Cannabis sativa, 2724 nucleotides. RefSeq lists its product as uncharacterized. The transcript has 2 exons. The coding region runs from base 431 to 2392 and encodes 653 amino acids. NCBI's taxonomy places the organism in Eukaryota, Viridiplantae, Streptophyta, Magnoliopsida, Rosales, Cannabaceae. The record is from RefSeq and is a predicted model, not a curated record.
AAAUGGUCACCUACCGUUUCUCUCCUUUUGUCUGUAAGGUUUCUUUGUGUUUAUCCUAGUGCAUCUCUAUGCCUACUGGUCAAUGUGAGGUCCUGUGUUUUCUCCAGACCUUUUAGUUUCUUGCGUGUGUGUUAUAUGUGACCUUUUUAAUGUUUUCUUGUCUUUGUCUCUUGUGUGUGUUUUUGAGUGGCUUUGAGUGUUGGUGUUUUAAGGUCAGCCGUUUUCUCUCUGUGGUUACUUUAUUUUUUUCUCCAUAAGUUUUUGGUGUUGGUCUGUUAUUCCUUUUGACCUCGUGUAAGUUUGGUGUGGCUGCCCUGUUCAGUGUUGAGUGUUUCUUGUUUGCUUUAAGGUUGGUGGUUGGUAAGAUUCUGUUAGGUGUGAAGUUAUUCAUUGGGGUCCUUUUGUUCUCUGUCUACUUCUGCUAGUAUUUAUGGAGGAUAUUAUUGCAACCUCUUCUCCUAAGAAAGGCAUGAGCUUUUCAUGCAACGAUACUUCUGUGACUCUUGUUCCGUGUGCUGCUUCGAUCAAGGCCCUGUCUGCUUGCUGUUUGUAUGGGAAAGUCGUAGCUCCCAUGACUGUGGAAGAAUCAUCUGUGUGGGAGUUUGUGACAAAAACAUGGAAGAAACCGGUCUCUGUGGUGUCCAUGGCGGAUGGUUUGAAGAUGUCUAAUAUCUUCAAGUUUGGGUUUGAUUCUGCUGAAGAUAGGGAUUGGGCUCUUGCUAAUGGCCCCUGGUGCGUUCGUGGGUACACCCUGGUAUUGCAAGCUUGGUCUUCAAGCUUGGAAGGCUCUGUUACGUUCAACAUGUUGCGGGUGUGGAUACAAAUCCAUAACCUUCCUCAUGAGUUUUUCUCUCGCGACAAUGGACACUUCCUCGGGGGACUGGUGGGUAAAGUGAUAAACAUUGAUCUGGAGGAAGGAAAACCAGUCACUUGGACUCCAUUCAUGAAGAUAUUAGUAGAUAUUGAUGUCCAUAAACCUCUAGUGUCCGGGUGUUUUUUCGAUUUGACUUCUGGUGAGAAACAGUGGUUGCAAGUUAAAUACGUGAAGAUCGGUAUCUUCUGUUACUUCUGUGGAUGUCUAGGCCACCAACGCAGGGGGUGCAAGUUGUCGUCGCCGGUUACGGUGGCGAAGGAGGAUGGCGUUCCGUUUCCUAUGUAUGGCCCGUGGUUAUCUACAUCCUCAGCCUAUCUUGACGUAUUCUCUGGACCGUCGUUUGGCAAAGUCCGUCAACUGGCAUCCUCGGAGGUGGCUAAAGGUGGUGGAGAAAUUGGUCCGUUGGCAACUCUCUCGGCCGAAGGUGUUAACUGUGCGAAAAUCAGUACAGGCCGCGUGCAUAGACGUCUGAGACGUCCUCUGGGUUUGCCUGCGAAUGCAGCGUCUGGUUCUGGGAAGGCUCAGCGAGCCGUGUGGUUCCCAAAGCGAAGCUCGGUUGGCCUGGAGAAGGGAGUUUCUUCUUUUAGCAAUGGUGGUAUGAACUGCUCGCUGGACAAAGAGAAAGCUAUUGUUUCUCUUCCUAUUUUAAAUGAUGUUGAUGUUGACCGGUCAAUGGGGAGGGAAACGAAUUUGAAUAACAAAGCCGUUUCUUUGGCUUUGGGCGAGGGUGGGCCUACUGUUGGGCCGAGAUUGGUGAAGGAUGGGCCGUGCUUUAUUAUUGAGGAUUUGGAGGGGGUUAGGGAUUGUGGGCCCCAGCUAAUUGGCAGUGGGCCGAAUGGGACAGUUAUUGAUUUAUCUGAAAAGGCCAAAGCUUUUAAUUCAAGCUUUGGGCCGAAGGAGGGGGUGAGUAGUUCUAAUAAAGAAAUUUCUUCUCAAAUGAAGGCUAAUGGGCCGAGGGUGCUUAAUUCUCUCUCUACCCCACCUGGGCCGCUUCUUGAAGACCAAGUGGUCAACGCUCGGGAUGGAAGCUCUUCUAACCAUGCUAGUACUCACCGUGAGUCUAUGGUUCCACCUAAUGAGGAGGUGGCUUUGGCUCAAUUUUUCAAGGCUCAAGAGGAUUUAAUGCAUGACCUUCGGCAUUUUGGGAAGCUUGACCUCUAUGAAAUUAGGAGGAUCGGAGGUGAUAUUGGUGUUCCGGUUUCUUCGGAAGUCAAUGAGAGGACGACUCCUUUCAAAAAAAGAAAAUUUGAAUCCUCGGCUUCUCUUUGCUCUAGGCCUCACAAAAUUCACCGCAAGUAUCCUGGUGUUGUGCGUGAUUUUCCCUGGGACCCGAAGCGUGAUGAUGAUAUUGUCGUUGAUGAUCCUUCUGAGGAUAGCUCUAAUUCCCCGAGCCGGUCUGGUAUCUUGAAGAACCCUCUGGCUGGUUCGUUUAUGAUCGAUGAUGCUGUGUCAAGUGGGUCUGCUUACUCUCAUACCCCUGUGGAGGAGAAUGAUGAAUCUCCUCCACAGGAGCCAUGAGAGGCUUAGCCUGGAACUGUAGAGGGUUAGGGCAGACCUCUACAGUUCGGGAACUGAAGUCCCUGCUCUGGUCGCGCUCACCGGAUUUUGUUUUUCUGACCGAGCUUAAAGUAAACGCCAAUUCUCUGAUAUGUAUGAUUCCUUGCUCCAUAGUCCUCCCCCAGCUUUAAAGGAAACUUGGUCCCCUCCUCCUCAGGAUUGGAUUAAGCUGAAUUGUGAUGCCAAGGUGGGUUUGGACAGCAUGUGCUUAGCGGUUGUGGCAAGGGACCAUCUUAGCAGAGUAAUUUGUGUUCAUACUGCUCGCGAGAAUUUCUCGGACGCUUUGUGUGGUG